Emys orbicularis (European pond turtle) is the source of this 760-nucleotide messenger RNA. Its product is annotated as zinc finger protein 2-like. Gene Ontology annotation, biological process: regulation of DNA-templated transcription. The coding region runs from base 60 to 392 and encodes 110 amino acids. NCBI's taxonomy places the organism in Eukaryota, Metazoa, Chordata, Testudines, Emydidae. The transcript is spliced from 5 exons. The record is from RefSeq and is a predicted model, not a curated record.
CCGGGCUCUGCCCGCACCAGCCCCCGGGCCGGAGCCCCCCGGGCUGCAGAAGGACGUCCAUGUUUUGCUCCAGCUCAUCGGAUCCUCCCAUGACACAGGGAAGAAAAAUGGCUGCAGUGGAGCCAGUUCAGGGGCCGGUGACCUUCAAGGAGGUGGCUGUGUAUUUCACCAGGGAAGAGUGGGCUCUGCUGGACCCCACUCAGAGAGCUCUCUACUGGGAUGUCAUGCAGGAGAACUAUGAGAAUGUGACCUCUCUGGAGUUUCCAGUUUCCAAACCUGAUGUGAUGUCCCAGCUGGAACAAGGGGGAGAGUCAUGGGUCUCAGACCUCCAGGGUUCAGAGGAAAGAGAGAUCCUGAGAGCUCCCUGCAUAGGCCUGUAUCCAGGAACGUGAGGAGAGGUGGCGGCAGGAAGACCAGCAGGCGACUCAAACGCUGCUUGGACUCCUGAGGGAGCAAACGGACACGCUCCGGCGCCUUGUUGAUGUUCUGCAGGAACGGAGGCAGGAGGACAGAGCCCCGCUGCAGUCUAUCAGUAACCGCACUCCCCCGCCACCAAGUCCCAUACCCCCCUCGCCCAAAGUCCAAAGAAGGAGGGGCGGCAGAGUCCGUGAAAACUUUCACUCGACCCCUGCAGACUGCUCAAGCACCAGAAGGCUGUCAUUCCCCAAAAUUUGAAAAGUCCUUUCCUGCCCGCCUCACCCAAGCCCCCGUCCAAGUUUCACCCCCCAGUUUCAUGUGUGGUUGUUUAUAAAAAAUACGU